AUGGAAGAACCAGAGGUUGUAUUUGCACCGGAGAAAAUGAUAAAGCAUUACAGUAGCAAUCAGAAGAUACUGUUGGUGGGUGAGGGCAACUUCUCUUUUGCUGCUUGUUUAGCCAAAAUAUUUGGAUCUGCGAAGAACAUGGUUGCCACUUCUCUUGACUCCAAAGAGUCUGUAAUUGUCAAAUACUCAACUGCAGCAGCAAGUAACUUGAAGGAAUUAGAGGACAUGGAAUGCGUACUCUUGCAUGAGGUGGAUGUCCACACCAUGAGACAGCACCCUCUUCUAGUUGAUCAACUGUUUGAUCGCAUAGUGUUUAAUUUUCCUCAUGCUGGUUUUGUUUUCAGGGAACAUGACCAAUUCCAGAUCAAGCUGCAUCAGGAUUUGGUGAGGGGAUUCUUUGCCAGUGCAUAUGAAAUGCUGAAUGAAAGUGGACAAGUUCAUGUGACUCACAAAACCGCAUAUCCAUUCAAUAAGUGGGAGAUUGUGAAGUUAGCAGAAGAGGCUGGGUUAUAUCUAGUUGAAGAAGCAGCGUUUUCAAUCUGGGAUUAUCCCGGCUAUAUAAACAUGAGAGGAAGCGGGCACAGUUGCGACCAAACAUUUCCUGUUGGACAAUGUAGCACCUUCAAAUUUGUCAAGGCUCGGCGUCUUGAAUUUUCAUUUACCAGAUGAUGAUCUAAAUAGAAAAUCCUUGGACUUGUUUACAAUAGCAAUGUACUUGAUUUGAUUUCAAACUUAGAUCACAUUGAAGAAAUGAUUUCUUUCUUUCUCAGAUUAAACUAUUCUGAACUAGAGAUGGAAGAACAACAUUAAGGCACAU
Molecule: messenger RNA, 817 nt
Organism: Argentina anserina (silverweed cinquefoil)
Lineage: Eukaryota; Viridiplantae; Streptophyta; Magnoliopsida; Rosales; Rosaceae
Exons: 3
Coding region: 1-669 (222 amino acids)
Biological process (GO): rRNA base methylation
Cellular component (GO): cytoplasm
Molecular function (GO): rRNA (uridine-N3-)-methyltransferase activity
Source: RefSeq, a predicted model, not a curated record